AUGAAUGACCCUCUUACCCGGCCGGCCCUCGGUGGCUCAGGCCCGUCGAGCCGCCAGCACCACCCGCCGUUGGAUCUCACUUUUGACUUCUUGGCCGGUGAGGAGAUGCGGCCACUCCCCGUCCACGAGGUGGAGCGGCGCCGGGCUGAAGAGCGGCGGCGAAAAAGUGUGGCCGUCGACGUCACCGAGCAGGAGUUUGCGGCCAGUCUUGGCAUUACAAUAGAGGACACACGCGAUCCCAUCACAGGGGUGAGUUGUUUAGAUUAUAAUAACGCCAUGAAAGAGUACUAUGGCGAUCCUGAGGAUGAUGCAUAUAUGGAGUUUAUGAAAAGUCUUUCACGUGUAUUAGCGAAUCAGACCUGGCUUAAAGGUAAUAAUUUUCUUGGAAAGGAUAUUGAAGGUGAUUACACACGACUGAAAAGGUUUGAGGAUGAUGCAUUAAAACUUGUUGGAACCUCUCAUGAGAAACAUAUCACAACAUUAGAGAAUCAUGUGUACUCUGGUGUGCAAAGCAAUGCACACAGGGAGUUCCUGCAGCAGUAUAGAGAGGAAACAUGCCCAGAUCAGGUUCUCUUGCGUCUCGCAUUUGAGCAAAAGAGAAGAGAUUGUGAUGCUGCAAGUAGUACAGCUGAAGUGACUGAUGUCGCAAAUGAAUGUCUAUCUAUUAGUCCACCACGACAGAGACAAUGGAAAGGGAAACAAUACAAAAAGGCCUUUUUGGGUUUAUGUAAAGAUGAAAACGCACCUCAUAUGCUAGAAUAA
Molecule: messenger RNA, 762 nt
Organism: Trypanosoma theileri
Lineage: Eukaryota; Euglenozoa; Kinetoplastea; Trypanosomatida; Trypanosomatidae
Exons: 1
Coding region: 1-762 (253 amino acids)
Source: RefSeq, a predicted model, not a curated record